UCUCUGUCCUUCUGACUCAAUCUCCGCCUGUCCGAGUUGACGAUCCUUCCCAUUGGCCUCUCCGUUCUCAGUCCCAGCAGCUCCUCUGCCCCAAGAUGGGGCGCGGGGCUGGCCGAGAGUACUCGCCUGCCGCCACCACCACAGAAAAUGGAGGCGGCAAAAAGAAGCAAAAAGAAAAGGAACUGGAUGAGUUGAAGAAGGAAGUGGCCAUGGAUGAUCACAAGCUGUCCCUGGAUGAGUUGGGCCGAAAGUAUCAGGUAGACCUAUCCAAGGGCCUCACCAACCAGCGGGCACAAGAUAUCUUGGCCCGGGAUGGGCCUAACGCUCUGACUCCGCCACCCACCACCCCUGAAUGGGUCAAAUUCUGUCGGCAGCUCUUUGGGGGCUUUUCCAUCCUGCUCUGGAUUGGGGCCCUGCUCUGUUUCCUGGCUUAUGGCAUCCAGGCAGCCAUGGAAGACGAGCCCUCCAAUGACAAUUUAUACCUGGGCGUGGUCCUGGCAGCCGUGGUCAUUGUCACUGGCUGUUUCUCCUACUACCAGGAGGCCAAGAGCUCCAAGAUCAUGGAUUCCUUCAAGAACAUGGUGCCACAGCAAGCCCUAGUGGUUCGAGAGGGUGAAAAAAUGCAGAUCAAUGCUGAGGAAGUGGUGGUAGGAGACCUGGUAGAGGUAAAGGGUGGAGAUCGUGUCCCUGCUGACCUCCGGAUCAUCUCUUCUCAUGGUUGCAAGGUGGACAAUUCAUCCCUGACAGGGGAGUCAGAACCACAGACCCGUUCCCCUGAAUUUACUCAUGAGAAUCCCUUGGAGACCCGAAAUAUCUGUUUCUUCUCUACCAACUGUGUGGAAGGCACGGCCCGGGGCAUUGUGAUAGCUACCGGUGACAGGACUGUGAUGGGCCGCAUUGCCACGCUGGCCUCGGGCUUGGAGGUUGGUCGCACACCCAUUGCCAUGGAGAUCGAGCACUUCAUCCAACUGAUCACUGGAGUGGCUGUCUUCCUUGGGGUCUCCUUCUUUGUGCUCUCCCUCAUCCUGGGCUACAGCUGGCUGGAGGCCGUCAUCUUCCUCAUUGGCAUCAUCGUGGCCAAUGUGCCCGAGGGGCUCCUGGCUACUGUCACUGUGUGUCUUACUCUGACAGCCAAGCGAAUGGCCCGGAAAAACUGUCUAGUGAAGAACCUUGAGGCCGUGGAGACCUUGGGAUCGACCUCCACCAUCUGCUCAGACAAGACAGGCACCCUCACCCAGAACCGGAUGACUGUGGCCCACAUGUGGUUUGACAACCAGAUCCAUGAGGCCGAUACCACCGAAGACCAGUCUGGUGCCACAUUUGACAAACGCUCCCCGACCUGGACUGCUUUGUCUCGAAUCGCUGGCCUCUGCAACCGUGCAGUCUUCAAGGCUGGGCAGGAGAACAUCUCUGUAUCUAAGCGGGACACAGCCGGUGACGCCUCUGAGUCCGCUCUGCUCAAGUGUAUUGAACUAUCAUGCGGCUCUGUCAGGAAGAUGAGGGAUAGGAACCCCAAAGUGGCUGAAAUCCCCUUCAACUCCACCAACAAGUACCAGCUAUCCAUCCAUGAACGGGAAGACAGUCCCCAGAGCCACGUGCUGGUGAUGAAAGGGGCUCCAGAGAGGAUCCUGGACCGAUGCUCCUCCAUCCUUGUCCAGGGCAAGGAGAUUCCUCUGGACAAGGAGAUGCAGGAUGCCUUCCAAAAUGCCUACAUGGAGCUGGGAGGCCUGGGGGAGCGUGUGCUCGGGUUUUGCCACCUCAACCUACCCUCUGCAAAAUUCCCUCGGGGUUUCAAGUUUGACACAGAUGAACUGAACUUCCCCACAGAGAAGCUUUGCUUUGUGGGACUCAUGUCCAUGAUUGACCCUCCCCGGGCUGCUGUGCCUGAUGCUGUGGGCAAGUGCCGAAGCGCAGGGAUCAAGGUGAUCAUGGUGACUGGGGACCAUCCUAUCACAGCAAAAGCUAUUGCCAAGGGUGUGGGCAUCAUCUCAGAGGGGAAUGAGACAGUAGAGGACAUUGCUGCCCGGCUAAAUAUUCCUCUCAGCCAGGUCAAUCCCAGGGAAGCCAAGGCCUGUGUGGUCCAUGGGUCUGACCUGAAGGACAUGACAUCAGAGCAGCUGGAUGAAAUCCUUAAGAACCACACAGAGAUCGUCUUUGCUCGGACUUCUCCACAGCAGAAGCUCAUCAUUGUGGAGGGAUGUCAAAGACAGGGCGCCAUCGUGGCGGUGACCGGUGAUGGUGUGAAUGAUUCCCCUGCACUGAAGAAGGCUGACAUUGGCAUUGCCAUGGGGAUCUCUGGCUCUGAUGUCUCCAAGCAGGCAGCUGAUAUGAUCUUGCUAGAUGAUAACUUUGCCUCCAUUGUCACUGGCGUGGAGGAGGGCCGCCUGAUCUUUGACAACCUGAAGAAGUCCAUUGCCUACACUCUGACCAGUAAUAUCCCAGAGAUCACCCCUUUCCUGCUCUUUAUCAUUGCCAACAUUCCCUUGCCUCUGGGCACUGUGACAAUCCUUUGCAUUGAUCUGGGCACUGAUAUGGUACCAGCUAUCUCCUUGGCCUAUGAGGCAGCUGAAAGUGACAUCAUGAAACGCCAGCCUCGGAAUCCACAGACGGACAAGCUGGUGAAUGAGAGGCUCAUCAGUAUGGCCUAUGGUCAAAUUGGGAUGAUCCAGGCACUGGGUGGCUUUUUUACCUACUUUGUGAUCCUGGCGGAGAAUGGUUUCCUGCCCUCCCGACUCCUGGGAAUCCGACUCGAUUGGGAUGAUCGCUCCAAGAAUGACCUGGAGGAUAGCUAUGGACAGGAGUGGACCUAUGAGCAGCGGAAGGUGGUGGAGUUCACGUGUCACACAGCUUUCUUUGCCAGCAUCGUAGUUGUACAAUGGGCUGACCUCAUCAUCUGCAAGACCCGCCGUAAUUCUGUCUUCCAGCAGGGCAUGAAAAACAAGAUUUUGAUCUUUGGGCUGCUGGAAGAGACGGCUCUGGCCGCCUUUUUGUCCUACUGCCCAGGCAUGGGCGUGGCCCUACGAAUGUACCCACUCAAGGUCACAUGGUGGUUCUGUGCUGUCCCCUAUAGUCUCCUUAUCUUCAUCUAUGAUGAGGUCCGAAAACUCAUCCUGCGGCGCUAUCCUGGUGGCUGGGUGGAAAAGGAGACAUACUACUGAGCUGAGCAGAGGAUGAACCAGGCACCAAACAGAUAGGGGUGCCCUGUUGUUGGGUGGG
Vombatus ursinus (common wombat) is the source of this 3216-nucleotide messenger RNA. Its product is annotated as sodium/potassium-transporting ATPase subunit alpha-2. Gene Ontology annotation, molecular function: ATP hydrolysis activity; ATP binding; P-type sodium:potassium-exchanging transporter activity. Gene Ontology annotation, cellular component: membrane. The transcript has 23 exons. Lineage: Eukaryota; Metazoa; Chordata; Mammalia; Diprotodontia; Vombatidae. Gene Ontology annotation, biological process: sodium ion export across plasma membrane; proton transmembrane transport; potassium ion import across plasma membrane. The record is from RefSeq and is a predicted model, not a curated record. The coding region runs from base 96 to 3158 and encodes 1020 amino acids.